This is a messenger RNA of Serendipita indica DSM 11827, 3420 nucleotides long. The record is from the annotation of a GenBank genome assembly. NCBI's taxonomy places the organism in Eukaryota, Fungi, Basidiomycota, Agaricomycetes, Sebacinales, Serendipitaceae.
AUGCGCAGUCAAAGCUUCAAGUGCGCGAAAUGCGGUAGCCGCGUCAACGCCGAUACGAAUCUCCUACUCUUGUCCGAUGGGAGUCCCGUCUGUGGCAACUGCUCCUAUCAUUGCAGCGUUUGCAAACAACCCAUCGUCGACGAAGCUAUCAUGACCGGCGACGACUCGUAUCACGCCCAUUGCUUCACUUGUCGCCAAUGCAAACGCGGAAUCAAAGAAUUGGUAUUCGCAAAGACGAGCCAAGGUAUUUACUGCAUGGGAUGUCAUAAUGAACGCGCGGCUCGAAGCCGAAGACAUCACGAAAAGAAGAAACGAGCAAGAGCGAAGCUGGAAGAAGAAGAAAGACGAGAGAUGGCCAACUUGAACGCUGGCCGAACUGGCGUAGAUCCAAGUCCUGAUACCACCCCGACUAACGGCCAAUAUACAGGGACAGAAACAAUACUAGCAGAGCCUACUUCUGGAAGGAAUGGCGCUUCUGGACGAGACCGACUGCCUACCACGCCAGCUUCACGAUCUCAGACUGUACCGGUCCUCGGCGUGGACAGCAUGAUUGCGCCGCCUCAACGAAGCUCAUCGAUGGAAGAGCCAUCCAAAGAGUUUGGGUCUCUCAAUGUUCCUACGAGCAAAUCAGCGAAACGUCGUUCCAUCAACCCUGGUCUGCGUCUGGCAGAUUCCAACGGUCUUGUACCAAACUCAUCCCAGCAGCUCUCUCCUACACAAUCGGACCUUUAUUCUCCAGCUUUCAGCAGCGAAUCUGCGGUCCCAUCUCCUGGCCUGGUAACCACGGGCACUGUCGCUGCACAAGCGCCAUCUCAUAGCGUUUCUUCCACGCUUUCAAAAGAGCUUCCCGAAAAAUCAAGAACUACCGACUGGAACUCAUCUGCACACGAUUCUUACCCACAACUGAAUGGCCAUGCAGUUGAUCCUCCCCAUUCAGCAGGUCUGAAGGAGAGAUCCAGAUCCAACACCCCGGUCCCCAGCAACGUUGAUGCGAGUGGUAGAGCAAGCGACGAAAGUGACAAUGAUGAGGCCCCGCUCGUUCCUCCAAAGGCUACUGUCAACGGAUCAAUCGACGGAGAAACAAAGUCGGCAUUGCCACCCAUCGAGCUCACCUUCCAUGACGACCCAGAGUUCAGCAGCCUUCUUACUUCAUUUGGCGGGGACGCUAAUCCUCCGCCUCUGACUCUACGAGAUCCUGCUGGUAGUCGGCGAAGCAUGCAAGCACUUGCAAAUGUUGCCUUGAGAAUCAGUGAUGAUCCAGUUAUACCCGAUGCCCGAAGCUCUAGCGCGACUAUCGUUCCAGAAAUCAUGGCAGAAGAUGCUAAGGAUAACCAUUCCCAGCCAGUGGAGUUUCCAGAACCACCAAAGACCUCGUUUGAUGGAGCCAGAUAUUCUUCUGAAACCUCUCGGACAACCAGAAGCUCCUCGGAAUCACGAAACGCUGCGAGUUCUACGGCUCAUUCGACUCGUCCAACAGGUCCGCGACAGCGACUGGAUUCUAACAACUCUGUCGCCUCGAGUGUUAAUCGCCCGAUGCCACAGCGUGCUGAUACCGGCGAUCUAGUUGCUAGGACAUUGAAGGAAGCACUGAAAGAUGCAAAUGAACGAGGAGCAAAUGCCGUCAAACUGGACAAGGAUUUCAUCGAAGCCAUAAUUCGCGCGCUGCAAGGCAGUCAAACGAGGUUUGCAGACAUGAAAGGUCGACUUGACAGCAUGAAGCGUGUCAGUCAGCGAAUGUUCGAUGGUCUUUCGGUUGCUCAGGAAGAAUACGACCAAGAAGUAGCUCUCAGACGGGAUGCGGAGGCAGAGGUCACUCGACUACGGCUGCAAUUGUCUGCACAAAAUGCUCAGCUAACUGCUCUUACCGCAGACCAGCGGAAGCAGGAGUUGAUGCAGAAGAUGUCCAGGGACAUGAGCGAGAAUCUUCAUGGGCUGGAAAAGCAUCUCUCUCAACUCAAGGUUGAACGCGACCUCACCCUGGCGGAGAUGGAAGAACUGUCACAGACGAAAGGAAAGCAGGAUCCCUCUGAGGCAACGAGUUUGUCACGCUCGCUGACGAGCAGGUUCGAUAACCUCAAAGUCAAGUAUCGACGUGACUUGGAGCCACUGAUAGCGGAGCGGGAAGCACUCGAGCGGGAGAUUAACGAACUCAAGCAAGCCAAGGAGCUUUGCCUAGAGGAGACGACCUCUCUUACAUCAAGAAAUGAAGAGCUAUCAGAACUCAAUAUGGCAAUGACUCGGCAGCUGGAGAAUCUUCAAACCACUAUUAAAGCGCGUUCUGCGGACCGCAAGGCGAGCAAACCAACUCCUCUACCAACGUUGCCUUCUGGUACUCCGCAAAUUACGCCGGUUUCGUCGACCUCAACUACUUCGUCAGCUGCAUCCUUGACAUCCACUUCUACCUAUGUCGAAGAAGAGCGGAAAGGAGCCAAGUCGGAUUCCGAGGCCAGUAAUACCCUUCGCAAGUUUCCCUGGUUCAAAGGAAAGGAUCCCAAUUCUAUCGGACGAGAUAUCGCCUCGCAGCUUUCAAAAUUACAGCAGUCAUUGCCUGGGCCACCGCUCCCCGAGAAAACAAAACCUGUUGUGCGACACAACUUUCAGCAACAAAGUGUCCUGCGGUUCGCGCGUUGCGAUUACUGCGGCGACAAAAUGUGGGGAACGCAGCUCCGAUGCGCUAACUGCUCGACUGCAUGUCAUACACGCUGCUUAGCGUUGAUCAAUACUCCUUGCCGUGAAGCGUCCGCACCGGCUCAGGAAGAAAAGGAUGUAGUUGACAUAUCCCCACCACCCCCUUCUAUGUUUGGAAGAAGCUUGAUCGAGCAAACGCAGUCAGAUGCCAACGCAUCCAAGUCUGACAAUCGCUUCGUCCCAGUCAUCGUCGAGAAAUGCAUUCAAGCUGUAGAAACUCGCGGUUUGGAGUACGAGGGUAUCUAUCGCAAGACAGGCGGAGCCGGGCAGUCCAAAGCCAUCACACAAGCCUUUGAGCGAGGCGAUUACGAUGCGAUUGAUCUGCUUGACCCCGACAACUUUACGGAUAUUUCGAGUGUGACUUCUGUCCUCAAGAAUUAUUUCCGUUCACUGCCGAACCCGCUCCUUACGUUUGAGCUCCAUGAUGCUUUCAUCCAAGCUGCCACGUACCGGGAUGCCGCUUCCAAAUCUAGUGCACUUCAAGCUGUUCUCGAACAACUACCAAACGAGCAUUUCCACACCCUGCGCCUACUGAUGCUUCAUCUUCACGGAGUGAUGGAGUAUUCGCACAUCAAUCUUAUGAGUGCGCGAAAUCUUGGGGUAGUCUUUGGACCGACGUUGAUGCGAUCCGCAGAUAGCUCGAAAGAGUUUGCAGACAUGGCAGGCAAGGCAUUGUGUAUCGAAUGGCUUGUCGAGAAUGCACAAACCUGGGCCAACAGCAGACCGCGUUGA